Molecule: messenger RNA, 1171 nt
Organism: Tyto alba (common barn owl)
Lineage: Eukaryota; Metazoa; Chordata; Aves; Strigiformes; Tytonidae
Gene: XRCC2
Product: X-ray repair cross complementing 2
Exons: 3
Coding region: 69-905 (278 amino acids)
Biological process (GO): double-strand break repair via homologous recombination; DNA strand invasion
Cellular component (GO): Rad51B-Rad51C-Rad51D-XRCC2 complex; replication fork; centrosome
Molecular function (GO): ATP binding; ATP-dependent DNA damage sensor activity; four-way junction DNA binding
Source: RefSeq, a predicted model, not a curated record
CAGCGCGCUUGCGCAGUAGCGGCCGGCGGCCGGGAGCGGGAGCUGCGGCCCCCUCCCCCUGCCGCGCUAUGGGUGACGCUCUGCGGAGGGCGGAGUCGGGCACUCAGCUACUCGCACGACUUGAGGGCAGAAGUUCUCUGAAGAAUAUUGAACCUUAUCUGUUUGCUGAGGAGGGAUCUCCUGUUCAUGGAGAUGUCAUUGAAUUCCAUGGUCCAGAAGGAACAGGAAAAACAGAAAUGCUUUAUCACCUAAUAGCCCGCUGCAUCAUUCCAAAAUCAGGAGGAGGACUGGAAGUAGAAGUCAUGUUCAUUGAUACAGACUACCAUUUUGAUAUGCUUCGUCUAGUUACCAUUCUUGAGAAGAGAUCGGCGCAAAGGACAGAAGAAAUGAUAAAGCAAUGCCUGGGAAGGCUUUUUCUUGUGAACUGCAAUAGUAGCACUCAGUUACUGCUCACUCUCUACUCUUUAGAAACCAUGUUUUGCGCUCACCCCUCUCUCUGUGUUUUGAUUUUAGAUAGCAUGUCAGCUUUUUAUUGGAUAGACAGAAGCAAUGGAGGGGAGAGCCUUAACUUGCAGGAGAUGAAUCUGAAGAAAUGUGCUAACUUUCUUGAAAAGCUUGUGAGAGAGCAUCACUUAGCCCUCUUUGCAACAACACAGACACUUAUGCAGAAAUCUGCAAGCUCUGCAGAAAGUUUUUUUCCUUUAAAAUUUCAGCAUGAAACUGAUACAGACUAUAGACCUUAUCUUUGUAAAUCAUGGCAACAAAUGGUAACCCACAGGAUAUUUUUCUCAAAGCAAUGUAAUUCUGGCAACAGCAAAAGUUUUACAGUCAUUUCUUGCCACCUCAAAAGAAACCAUGUAGUAAAACGUUCAUUUAGUAUUGCAGAAUGUGGAGUUCAGUUUUAAUUUCAGUUUGUUUUUUAAACGUGUAGCAAAUCCUGGUGCUUAAGGCCUGAUUAGGUCUAAGUAGUUUUUAGUACCUUUUAAACUAGUUGGUUGUUGCUGGGUGAAUAAGAAUUUUUGUCACAAUUUUCUUAAAAUUUAGUGAAGGGCAGAAAAUGGUGAAAUUUUUGAAUUACUGUAGACAUUCAGUCCAAACUAGCCAGGAAUGUUGAAAUUACAUGUUUGCGCUUAAUGCAUAAAGAGAUUAAAUCAAGAAAAUUAUAACCAAA